CUCUGUCUCUGUGCCUUACCUUGACUUCCCACCAGCCUCUUCUUUCACUUCACAAGACUGAGGAUGAAAAUACGACUGAAAGCUGCAGCCCACUUAUGACUCUCUUUAGUUUCAAGUAUUACAGACGAACCGCUCAAAUCACUGAAUUGAACCUUUCAAAAAUACACAUAUAUACUUACCACCCCGCGAAACAAUUACAUGCCCUCGCUAGUCUCUGAAAACGCCAGGGCGUGGGACUUUGGUCCUGUCUACGACCUCCUCCACAACCUUUCCUCGCCGCCACCGAAUAAUGACGUACCUGUACCAAGCGACGAAGCGCUGAAGGAAGCUCACAAUGGCAUCGUGGAUGCAGACACGAACAGAUCUAGAGCUACCAGAGCACAAUCCCAGGGCUUGGGUGACUUCACGAAGCUUUGGGAGUAUCUCGGCGUAGAUCCUGCAGCGCCUCCGCCUCGGGUACGGCCGCCGUCGCUGUCGCCCUCUCCUUCUCCUCAGCCGCGACGUGGAGUGCGGAUUGAUGCACCUGAUACUGAAGUUGAACAGAAAGACUUCGCAGCUAAGGUACCUAAGAGACCGAAGCUCGUACAGGAUAGUUCGUCUGACGAGCGGGUCGUUACGAUUGAACGCAGCAAGGAUUAUACGUCUGACGGAGCGGUGUAUCACGAACCCCGGCACAAGGCGGACCACGUCACCUGGACGGAUACGGAUGAUGUCUUUGAUUAUCACACUGGAGAUACGACCGAGUCUGAGGCUCCCGAAGACACUGGCGAGAGCGCAGAUGACGUCAAAGACUCGACCACCCCGACUAGUAAAGGCAAGAAAGCGACGAAAGAGCAGAGAAAAGCAGCUAAGCGAGCCCGUAAGGCUCUCAAGAGAAUUCAGAAGAAAAGUCGGGCUGAAGCUCAAGCUAAGCAAGCUCAUGCGAAAGCUGUGAGUGAUGCGGAGCCUGACACUGCGAAAGGCAAGAAGAAGAAAACGCCGGCGGGAAAGGCGAGUGUGCAUCCGAUUGUGCAAGAGCCUGUCACUCCGACGCCUACGAAUCGGUAUCCUUUGCGAUCUAAGUUUGUCAAUCCAGAGAGUAAGGGCCCUGCUUUGAAGGUGCUAAACCUUACGGAGCAUAUGACUCCCGGAGAGGUCGCAGCAACGAAUUCACAAAAACUGAAGAAGAAAGACACGCAGUUGAAGCUUACUGAUUCUAUGACACCUGAAGACGUAGCAGCUGCAAACGGAUACACGCCUGCGAAGAGAGAGCAGGAUAUGAUUAUAGGAGAUGUUGCAGUACCACAGUCACAACCGGUGUCUAGGUCACAAAUUUUGAACACCAAGAAUGUGACGCCUAAGCCGAAGUUUCCUCCUUUUACGAUUGCCCAAUAUGACGAUUCUCCUUUGUUAUCUCAGACAGCAAACCCGGCGUUCCCUUCAUACGCGAAUGUGUAUCAGCAAAAUGGCCCUGGUCAGGCGCUACAGUAUUCUGUUCAGACAAAUCCGCAGAUGACACCACCACCUCAACCACAAUACCGAACUCCAAACGGACCUCGUGUUACGAAACUUGCCCCUCCGGUAUCCCUACCCCGAAAGAUCCAGCCUUCCCCCGAAAGGGCAGUGGUAGGACCCUCGAUUACCAUGCGACAUGGCGAAGAUCGCCACAUGCACUUCUUUCUCGAACUUAUCAAGCAAUUUCCCAUGGAUAAGAAGUGGUUAGUCUCACCAGCUCAACUCUCUACCCAUACCAGCACCGUCAAAGGCAUUCAUGUCUUUGUCGAUGCCUCCAAUAUCUUUAUUGGCUUCAAGGAAUACAUCCGCCGCUCCUUCGGUCUUCCGUACGGCAGACAGGUCAAAGGGCUUGAAAUCUCCUUUGAUAGCCUCGUUUUACUCAUGGAGCGCCGCCGCCCAGUCGCCAAACGUGUGCUCGCCGGUUCAUAUCCCAACCUCCCAGCUUUUGACAUGGCCAAGGCGGUCGGCUAUGAAACGAACAUUCUUGAACAGGUGUACAAGGACAAAGACCUCUCCAAGAAACAGAAGUCGCAGUUCUAUUCCCAACGCGACUCUGGCUUCGGAAACGGAGGCACCCUGUACGGUGGCGGAUACGCAUGCACAAGUGUGCCGGGCAGCAGCACGAAAGCGUCUGAAACGGCCUUUGCAGCUACUGGUCCUAGCACACCUGCUCGGCACGCCGCCACCUCCGUCGAGACACCGCCGACUCAGAAAUGGGUCGAGCAGGGCGUCGACGAGAUCUUGCACCUGAAGAUGCUCGAAUCAGUUGUCGAUGCAGACGAGCCAGGCACCAUGGUGCUUGCCACCGGCGACGCGGCGGUCGCAGAGUAUUCCCAAGGCUUCUUGAAGAUGGUGGAGCGCGCGCUGAAGAAAGGGUGGAGCGUUGAGCUGAUGAGUUGGCGCGACGGAAUUAAUCGCGCGUAUCUGGAUUCGGCAUGGAGGGCUCAGUGGGGCGAUAGGUUUAGAGUUGUUGAUUUGGAUGGCUGGGUUGAGGAUUUGAUUGACUCGUAAAGGGGCCUGAACUUGGUACAUGUGGUUUAUGGUAAUGGCAUGGCAUGGCACGGCGAUAUGUUUGCACGCAUCUGUUGAUAUCAACGGAGUUUUUUUGGGACAAGUCUAUAUGGCUGGAGACACCUGGAUAUAUGUCUGACUGCUGCUGCUGCUGCGACGGCGGCGACGGCGGUGGCAAUCUUCGCCUCGUUGAAGUACCUACUACUGCUACUCAAAACUGCAUCUGGUUGCCAGUUUAGAUGGGAGAAUUUCGACUGGGCCUCUCAGUCUUGAUAUUGGAAGGUUGUGUUGUUAGUUAGCUUUGCCUCGGGCGUUACACCUACCUACAUUGGGGGUUAUAUAGAAGACUAGGUGAGUGAAAUGAAAAUGAAAUGUGUUACUAUGAA
Messenger RNA from Pseudovirgaria hyperparasitica, 2891 nucleotides. RefSeq lists its product as uncharacterized. Gene Ontology annotation, molecular function: guanyl-nucleotide exchange factor activity; small GTPase binding. The record is from RefSeq and is a predicted model, not a curated record. Gene Ontology annotation, cellular component: nucleus. The coding region runs from base 199 to 2505 and encodes 768 amino acids. The transcript is spliced from 2 exons. NCBI's taxonomy places the organism in Eukaryota, Fungi, Ascomycota, Dothideomycetes, Acrospermales, Acrospermaceae. Gene Ontology annotation, biological process: protein import into nucleus.